AUGCCUGCCCCGAUUCCUGUCCAAUUCUUGUAUGGACCGGCAAAAGUCGCUCUAGAGGCAAUGAUCUUUUUGAGAAUUGAUUCCCCGGUACUCUCAAAAUGGACACCUUCCGAAAACUCCAGCCAAGAUGCUAGAAUGCUGCUAGACGCCUGCAAGGCUUUGAGGAACAGCAGGUCUCGGGAAACGUAUCUGGAUGAGAACAUUUCUCUUGAGGAAGGCUUGCGCGCCUUCGAGGGGAAUGUUUUGCACAGUCUCAGUUACAGUACUGUUCUAAUGCUAGCACUGAUGACCUGGCAUUUCGAUGCUUCGUCUUCUGAAGCGUCGCGGGGCUUGAUUGCUUUCUUGAGACAGCCUCACGACAAUGAAGUGAGGAGAAUACUCCAAGGUCGAUACUCAAGCAUUAUGCUUGAGACGGCCCCUUCGAACUUCGACUUUUUGCUUGUCCUGAAUUGA
Messenger RNA from Penicillium brevicompactum, 453 nucleotides. RefSeq lists its product as uncharacterized. Bases 1 to 453 code for a protein of 150 amino acids. Lineage: Eukaryota; Fungi; Ascomycota; Eurotiomycetes; Eurotiales; Aspergillaceae. The record is from RefSeq and is a predicted model, not a curated record. The transcript has 2 exons.